AUGCCUCUCAUCCUAAUCUCAGGUUUCCCUUCUGCGGGCAAAACCACCAGAGCCCGACAACUUCAGCAUUUCUUCGAGUCCAAGAUUGCCAGUGCUCCUCCUGAUGCCCGCACGUCCCGCCUGAAGGUGCAUCUUAUCAACGACCAGACCCUCGGCGUCCCGCGCUCCGUCUACCGUACGGCCAGAGCCGAAAAGGAUGCACGUGCGGAAGAAUAUUCUGCCGUCAAGAGAGUCUUGUCACGGGAUGACAUCGUUAUCGCAGAUGGCCUGAACUACAUCAAGGGCUUUCGCUACCAGUUGUACUGCGAGGCCAAAGCCCUGCAGACCCCCAGCUGCGUCCUGCACGUAGGUACGCCGCCCGACCGAUGUCGCGAGAACAACAAGAAACUCUUGGCCGACAACGAGACCGACGGCGGAUACGAAGAGGAUGUCUUUGAGAACCUCAUCUUCCGAUAUGAAGAGCCCAAUGGCAUGACGCGCUGGGACAGUCCAUUGUUCAUUGUGGUCGAGGAAGACGAGACGCCGCCAUGCGACCAGAUAUGGGAAGCCAUGAUUGGCAGUGACGGCAAGAUGAAGACUGUCAGGCCCAACAUGGCGACAGUGCUGAAACCAGCGACCGAACAAAACUACCUCUACGAACUUGACAAGACAACGUCGGACAUUCUCACGCAGAUAAUGGUCUACCAGAAAGAUCACGCCGGUGAAGGAGGCGGACAAAUAGCCGUAGCAGAUGUCGAGAAGCCCAUUGAACUGCCUGCAACGCCAAUGACUCUACCACAACUUCAGCGCAUACGACGCCAGUUCAUCACCCUCAACCGACAACACAGCUUUUCCAAGGCGAGGAUAAAGGAGGUUUUUGUCGACUACUUGAACGCCGAGUUUCUGCGCUAGGAUGGUUGUAGUCAUCUGUGCAUGUGCAGGGACAAGAGUCGUUUUCUAGGGCUGCCUUAUUCAAACAAUCCUAAGAACUACAGACGCGCCCCGAUGUCGGAACUUAUUUCCCCAUUAGAAUAAAAAUUAUUGCCUGAUA
Molecule: messenger RNA, 1030 nt
Organism: Bipolaris maydis ATCC 48331
Lineage: Eukaryota; Fungi; Ascomycota; Dothideomycetes; Pleosporales; Pleosporaceae
Product: chromatin associated protein KTI12
Biological process (GO): tRNA wobble uridine modification
Source: RefSeq, a predicted model, not a curated record